Pseudozyma flocculosa PF-1 is the source of this 183-nucleotide messenger RNA. RefSeq lists its product as uncharacterized. The record is from RefSeq and is a predicted model, not a curated record. NCBI's taxonomy places the organism in Eukaryota, Fungi, Basidiomycota, Ustilaginomycetes, Ustilaginales, Ustilaginaceae. The transcript is spliced from 2 exons. The coding region runs from base 1 to 183 and encodes 60 amino acids.
AUGGACGAUCUGUACAGCCUCAUGCGAGCGCUGAUCAGCGGAAGAAUCACCAAGCACAUGCGCGUCAAGACCUCUUCGGGCCUCCACCAGAUUGGAACCUUUCUCGCCGGCGACGGAAGCCCGCCUGAAGGCGGUUCGGGCAACGAUGGCAUGCCUGGGGGCUCGGGCAACGACGGUACCUAG